AUGGGCCAAGUUCCAGCAAUUGUGGAGAAUGGAUUUAAGCUCUUUGAAAGGUAUCCAUCAGAUCCACAGCAGAGAGCUCAGAUCGACAGUAUUUUAGACUGGCACCAUGGAAAUCUUCGCCGGGGUGCAACUGGCUUGUUCAUGGCAGAAGUGAUAUUUCCCAUGAAUGGUGCUCCAAAAGACACCAAGGCAAUUGCAGAUGCAGAGAAAACUCUGCAAUCUGCUCUCUCAAACAUUGAGGACAUAUGGCUGGAUGGAAAUACCAACUUUCUGGGAGGUUCACCUCAGCCAAGUGUUGCCGAUUUGAUCCUUUCCUGUGAGAUUAUGGAGCUAGAGAGCAAGGGAAAUGCAACUGCCCCGAGCAACAAGAAUAAUCACACUCUGCAGAAGCUUGAUAGUUGUGGUGAUGCUCACAAUAACAGUUAG
Messenger RNA from Selaginella moellendorffii, 426 nucleotides. RefSeq names its product glutathione S-transferase T1. The transcript is spliced from 4 exons. Bases 1 to 426 code for a protein of 141 amino acids. The record is from RefSeq and is a predicted model, not a curated record. NCBI's taxonomy places the organism in Eukaryota, Viridiplantae, Streptophyta, Lycopodiopsida, Selaginellales, Selaginellaceae.